CUCGGUGUGCGUGAGAGGCUCUCGUGGAGGUCGUGAUUAGUACGGACAACGUUGUUACUACAAAAAUGGCAAGCAAUUUAUCGAUAAAGGAUUUCUACAGAGGGAAAAAUAUUCUAGUAACAGGCGGAACUGGUUUUAUGGGUAAAGUUCUUUUAGAAAAACUUCUAUACAGUAUACCGGAUAUUGGAAAUAUUUACGUACUAAUGAGACCUAAAAAGGGAAAGUCCAUCCAACAAAGAUACGAAGACAUGCAACGCUUGCCGUUAUUCGAUCGUCUGAGAAACGAGAAACCAUCAGCUUUAAAAAAAAUAAAGCCUCUUCAAGGAGAUGUCUUGUUUGAUAAUUUCGGAUUAUCGGAAAGAGAAUUAGAAAAUUUAUCAGAUGAGAUAUCUGUAGUCUUUCAUUUUGCUGCUACCUUAAGGCUGGAAGCGCCGCUCAAAGAUAACGUGGAUAUGAAUACAUGUGGGACACAGAGAGCGCUUAAUGUGGCAAAGUAUUUCAAAAAUUUGUUAGUUUUUGUUCAUUUAUCAACAGCGUUUUGCUAUCCCGACUAUGCCGUUUUGGAAGAAAAGAUGCACGCCCCCCCAGUGAACCCAUCGGAAAUCAUGCAUUUAAUCGAAUGGUUGGACGAUAAGCAAGUUAAUCUUCUCACUCCUUCUCUACUCGGUCCUCAUCCCAACUGCUACACUUAUUCAAAAAGAUUAGCUGAAAGUAUAGUAGAAAACGCAUAUAAUAAUCUUCCUACUGUUAUAGUUCGGCCUAGUAUAGUUUGUCCCUCGUUAAUUGAACCUGUACCAGGUUGGGUUGACAGUCUAAACGGUCCAGUGGGACUCAUGCUUGGAGCGGGUAAAGGUGUCAUUCGAAGCAUGUUAUGCGAUGGAAAUCUGAUAGCACAAGUAGUUCCUGUAGACACGGCUAUCAACGCAAUCAUUGCCAUAGGGAUGAUUGAAGGAUCGAAGACAAAAAAGACCGAAAUGAUUCCAAUAUACAACGUAAAUAUUGGCCACCAGAAACCGACGACUUGGGGUGAAGUUCUCCAAGUAGCGAAAGAUUACGGUCGUAAAUACCCACUUGCUUUGCCACUUUGGUACCCCAACGGUGACAUAACGACCAAUCAUAUACUACAUGAAUACAGAAGGAUUUUCUACCACAUGAUACCUGCGUAUUUCAUCGAUUUUAUUUUCUUUUUGCUGGGACAAAAGCGUUUUAUGAUACGAGUUCAGAACCGAAUUAAUCAAGGUCUCGACGUAUUACAAUAUUUUACAAUGAGACCUUGGAACUUCCCAUGUCCAAACUACGAUAGUAUUCAAACAAAACUCAACGACGAAGAUAAGGUUACGUUCAAUACAGAUCUAACUAACUCUGAUCGUGAUAAAUACAUGAGAUUAUGUGUGGAGGGAGGUAGAAUUUACUGUCUGAAAGAAGAUCCUAGUAAAAUUCACAUAAACAGAAGAUACCAUAACUUUUUAUACGUCUUGGAUUGGAUUGUGAAGAUUUUCUUUUGGUUGAUGAUUUUAUCCUUCCUGGCAUGUUGGUUCAAUCCAAUAAAAACUGCCUUUAGCUACGGAGGCUCCUUUGUGAAAUUCCUGCCGAUACUAGGACGAGUUGUGUUCGAUGAAGACAUUUGAAUAUUUUAUUUUCAUGUAAUGCCUAUCAGUCAAAGGUGUC
Messenger RNA from Vanessa atalanta (red admiral), 1668 nucleotides. RefSeq names its product putative fatty acyl-CoA reductase CG5065. The record is from RefSeq and is a predicted model, not a curated record. Gene Ontology annotation, molecular function: alcohol-forming very long-chain fatty acyl-CoA reductase (NADP+) activity. NCBI's taxonomy places the organism in Eukaryota, Metazoa, Arthropoda, Insecta, Lepidoptera, Nymphalidae. The transcript has 8 exons. Gene Ontology annotation, cellular component: peroxisome. The coding region runs from base 66 to 1628 and encodes 520 amino acids. Gene Ontology annotation, biological process: long-chain fatty-acyl-CoA metabolic process.